CUAGGAUAUUGCCUCAUGGACUUGGCUAAGAAGGGAUUGGUCGAUGAAUUGAAAGUGGAUAUGUUCAACUUGCCACUAUAUCUCCCAUCUCCUAAUGAGAUAAAGACCCUGAUGAAGGCAAAUGAACAUCUAAAUGUUCAGAGACUGGAGAUAUUAAGCAUUCCAGGAAAGCAUGUGGUUUUCUCCAACCCUAGUGGAAUUGCUUUGUACCUCAGAGCUGCAUUAGAGGGACUUCUAGAGAAACAAUUUGGAAGUGAUAUCAUGGAUGAAUUGUUUGAACUGUUUACGCAGAAACUUGCAGAGUCUUCCUCUCUCUUUAACCCUGAGAAUCAGGAUAUGGUUGUUAUUUUUGUCCUUCUCAAGCGAAAUAUGAGAACAUGAAACAAAUUUAGUGGACCUUCUAGUUCUACCUCUGUGAUGGUAGUUGUCUGAGAUUCACGGACAGCAUCAGGGGUAGAAGGGCCAUCAACCCUCCAUCGAUCAGCUCAUGUAAAUGACUCCACGUCCUUGGCAAAUUGAGACGCAUAAGCCUCAAAAAACUUCCAUCUUGGCACCUCUAUGGUGAUUCUUUCCUUUGUUCCAUGCGGGGGACAUGAUGUCUGCAACCUUUUUUGGCACGUCUGAAAGGGAGUGAAGCGCGCAAGACAAGUAAGCAAAAUGAAGGGAUGCCUUUGGGAGCAAAACCUUGUGGAAAUCACCAGGCGCUCCAGCUGCAAGGUAGUGUCUCUCUUGUGGAAGUGAAGCAAAAAGUGUGUUGAAAUCAUUAGAUAUAUGGUCAUUAAAAAAGACUUGAAACUCAGGGACUUCAGAUGUUAAUGUUAGUCCCUCUGUUCUGAGUUUUUCCUGGAGGGCUUCUGUUAUGACUUUCACGGCCGCAAAGUCCUUGAGUUUUGGGGUAUGUGAAGGCAGGAGGGAGGGAUUGUGAAGCAAGACGUUCGGGAUUUAAAAUCUCUCACUUAUGCUAUAAAAAACAAAAAAAAAGGUUCUUCCCAAAAUUCACGCCCUUAAGGGCAUAAAUCUCAAGACGUGGACUUUCUUAUGAGUUUGAGAUAACGCCUUCUAAAAUGGAUACGUGAAGGCACUUUGUGUUUUACCCUUAUUAAAUACGCCCAUAAUAAUAAUGAAGUAGGAGA
Molecule: messenger RNA, 1133 nt
Organism: Coffea eugenioides
Lineage: Eukaryota; Viridiplantae; Streptophyta; Magnoliopsida; Gentianales; Rubiaceae
Product: probable S-adenosylmethionine-dependent methyltransferase At5g38780
Exons: 2
Coding region: 16-381 (121 amino acids)
Biological process (GO): methylation
Molecular function (GO): S-adenosylmethionine-dependent methyltransferase activity
Source: RefSeq, a predicted model, not a curated record